CUUCUGCCAGGACCCCAAGAACGACAGCUCCAACCUGUGCUUCUCCCCCUGCGACCUGCUGGACGACCCCGCAACAGACAAGCGCUGCGUCGGCUCCACGGGCAGCGCGGUGGACCCCGGGGACGGCGGCCCCAAACCCAAGGGCCGGUAGCAGC
This is a messenger RNA of Monoraphidium neglectum, 155 nucleotides long. RefSeq lists its product as hypothetical. The record is from RefSeq and is a predicted model, not a curated record. The annotation marks the transcript as partial. The transcript has a single exon. NCBI's taxonomy places the organism in Eukaryota, Viridiplantae, Chlorophyta, Chlorophyceae, Sphaeropleales, Selenastraceae.